Molecule: messenger RNA, 1977 nt
Organism: Gregarina niphandrodes
Lineage: Eukaryota; Apicomplexa; Conoidasida; Eugregarinorida; Gregarinidae
Product: glycosyltransferase family protein
Exons: 1
Coding region: 1-1977 (658 amino acids)
Cellular component (GO): Golgi apparatus
Source: RefSeq, a predicted model, not a curated record
AUGGUAUUACCAGACUCUUUGAUUGAGGUUGUUGAUGGUCCGGAGGAAGGGGUGGAUGAGGGGGUUGAGGAACAGAGUGAUGCAGUGCACAAGGAUGAUAUCAUGCGUGUGCCAGGUGAGAAGGAAGAAUUUGAUUUUGCACCUGAUCGACUUUCACCUAGACUAGGUUUAGGUCGCAAGGUUGUGGGUGAGAUGACGGAGACAUAUGGUUUUAGUAAGGACGAGGAAUUUUCCAUGAUUUGGGAAUACGGUAUGGAAGAUAAGUUGGUUGGUUAUGUUGGUAAUAAGGAGUUCAUGAAGCAAUUCCCUAAAGGAUCACGUGGAUACCUUAACUCAUUGGCUGUUUUCCCUUAUGCAGCUAACAAGGGUUUCCGUCGUUACCAUGGUCGUGUAGGUGUAUAUCCCAAUGGUACUCAAGCAUGGGUCCCACAGGAAAUGCCUCCGCCUAUCGAUUCUGUUAACAAGACCGCGGCACUCAAGAGGGGCGGUUUUUAUCUCGAUUUAUCGAACGCUCUAGAACUUGAUAGACAACCGAAGGAUCAUCGUUCAAGUGUGUGCAAGACUACUGGUUGGGAUUAUGAAAGUAUGGGUGAUGCAUCAGUAGUCAUUACCUUCUACAACGAACCACUUAGCACACUUUUACGGACAGUACAUAGUGUGCUAAAUAAUACACCUCCACCAUUACUGAGAGAGAUUAUAUUGGUAGAUGAUCAUAGCGCACUUCCGGAGGACCUACCGGGUGAAGACUUAUACGAAUAUAUCAAAUUAUUACCAAAGACCAAAUUAUUAAGAUUACCGGAACGUCGAGGACUUGUAUGGGCAAGAUUAGCGGGUGCUCACGCAGCUCAAGGUAAAGUUUUGGUUGUGCUAGAUUCACAUGUAGAAGUGAAUCCAGGUUGGUUAGAGCCUCAAUUGGAGAGGAUAUCUGAGAGUCCUAAGUCGAUUGUAUUUCCCCAAAUUUUAUCUUUGGAUUCCGAGAAUUUUGAGUAUAAGAAAGAAAGUGGAAUCGGAUGUUGGUUAUCAUGGAAAUGGAAUAUGGUGGAGCAAGCAUCCUUAACUGGUGAACUUAAGGAUGAUGCACCGAUUCCUUCUGCGUCUAUGGCAGGUGGUUUAUUUGCUGUGGAUUUAUCAUGGUUCUGGGAAUUAGGUGGAUAUGAUGAGGACUUUGCUAUGUGGGGUAGUGAGAAUGUUGAGAUGGGUUUUCGAACAUGGAUGUGUGGUGGUAGAUUGGAGUGUACACCAUGCGCACUUACUUAUCAUAUAUAUCGUAAUGGUGGAGUAGGUUAUAGUUCACCUGAUAAAUCUGUUUGGUUGAAUAAGUUAAGAACAGCACGAUUAUGGAUGGAUGAACAUUUUCUCAUCGCCAAGGAAUUCAUUGAUACUAAGGUAUCUAUAGGGAAUGUGGAUAAGAUUCUGGAGCUUAAAGAACGAUUAAAAUGCAAACCAUUUUCUUGGUUCUUAAAAAAUGUGGAUCCUACACAUGAAAUUCAGAGUCUUGAAGACGUACAAAUUCUUGGUGAAAUUCGCACUAUCCAAAAACAUAAAGGAGGAAUUCAAUGUCUUGAUCUACUAGGCAAUAAGGUCGGUGAACCAUUCGGUGUGUUCGGGUGUCAUAAACAAGGUGGUAAUCAACGCUGGCUUAAAGAUCGAAAGGGAAAACAAAUAAUAUCUGCUCUAGAUGAUAGUAGAUGUCUAGGUCGAGAUAAAGAAGGUAAUGCUAAACUUUACUAUUGCUCCGAAGAAAGAUAUUCCGAAAAUUGGAUUUAUAAUAAUAAUACACAACAUUUCGAACACCAUGAUGAAGAUUAUGGUGUUACAUGUCUUGCCAUCGAUAAAGAACCUACUGUUGUUAAGUUCCUUGAGUGUGAUGAUAAUGAUUUAAAUCAACUUUGGGAAUUUGACAUCUGGAUUAAACCAGAAUAUGAACCUUUAGAUUAUUCUGACUCAUACAAAAAACAACAUUUUUCGUUACCUUGA